Messenger RNA from Drosophila subpulchrella, 381 nucleotides. RefSeq names its product putative polyketide hydroxylase. The transcript has a single exon. The record is from RefSeq and is a predicted model, not a curated record. NCBI's taxonomy places the organism in Eukaryota, Metazoa, Arthropoda, Insecta, Diptera, Drosophilidae. Bases 1 to 381 code for a protein of 126 amino acids.
AUGCGUUGCUUGAUCCUUAUCACUCUCCUCGCCCUGGUUGCCGUGGCCGCCGCUCAGGGACCUCGUGGACCUCGAGGUGGACCUCAGGGAGGUCGUGGUGGUCGUGGUGGUCCUGGUGGACCCCAGGGAGGCCGUCGUGGUCCCGGUGGUCCAGGACCUCAGGGUGGUCGCGGAGGCUGUGGUGGUCCUAAGGGAGGCCCAGGUGGUCCUGGAGGCCCCGGUGGACCAUGGGGUCUGCCUCCCAAUGCAACUCUGCCCAGCAACAGCACCACCAGCACCACUAGCACCACAACAUCGACCACCGAAGCCAGCACCUCCUCCAGCACCAGCACCACGGAGACCAGCACCAGCACCAGCUCCACCACCGCCUCCUCUGCUUAA